CACGGCGAGGAUAAAGCAAGAUGGCGUCUGACGGUGAAGACGUUAUUGCAGUCGUCACAGUUCAGUGUUCUUAAUCUGUGCCUCCAUGUACACAUAUAUGUCCUUUAUUACACUCUAGUAAAUAGAGUAAACAUCGUUAAUAACUGUUUGCAUCCGGUUAUAUUAGUCUGAGCGCACUUUGAUGCUUCUCGAGCUAGAUUAGCUUGCUAGUUAGCUUAGCUUGUUAGCUGCUAACAAAGAGAGGCGGAAGUGAUCAAAACACAUCACUAAGUAGAGAUCAAGUGUGAGUGUAAAGUGUUGUGAUUGUGUGAAAAUGUGCCAAAGAACGACAGCAGAGUACGAGGAGGAACUUUGUCCAACAAAAGAGGAGAAGGAGCGACAACAUGAAAAACAUCAAGUUGUGUUACACAGAACAGACAUCCAUCAGCUGAUUGGACACCAAGAAGAAUGUCUCCCUCAUCUGCAGGGGGACAGUUUCACUUUAGAGUAUCCACAGCCCUCACAUUUUAAAGGGGACAAAGAUGAGCCACAGCCCUCUUAUUUCAAAGAAGAAGAGGGGGGAGAGUGUCCUGUUGGGCAGGAGGAGGCUGAUGUCAGCAAGUUUCCACUGACUGUUGUCUCUGUGAAGACUGAAGAGCAUGAAGACAAACCACCUGAGUCCUCACAGCUUCAUCACAGUCCAAACGUCUAUGAAGAACAUCUUCUCUCUGAGCAACAGAAGUGGAGCUUCAGGAUGGGCAAGGAGGAGCCACAGCCCUUCCACAUUAAGGAGGAAGAAGAGGCGCCACAUACAUUGCAAAUGCAAAGGGAAGAAAAUAACCCACUGACCCCGCAUUUUAAAGAGGAAGAGGAGGAACACAGCAUCAGUCAAGAAUGGUUGGAGGAGUUCCAUUUGAUUGUGAAGAGUGAAGAUGAUGGGGUCAAAGGUGAAAGUGAGGAGAGGGGAGGGGGGGAGCCUCCAAGCAGCAGCUCAACACAACACAUGACAACAGAAGCUGAUGGAGACCACUGUGGAGGAUCACAAGCAGACAAGCUCUUAGCUCCACUAUCAGAUAGUGAGGACACAACGUCACACUCUCCUGACACUGAUGAUGAAGACUCUAAAGAUGAUAAGACAUGUCACACUGACAACACUCACUUCACAUGUCCUCACUGUCACAAAACUUUUAAAUAUCCUAGUAAAUUGAAAAGACACAUGAGAAUACACACUGGAGAAAAACCUUUUUCUUGUUCACUCUGUAGUAAAGGUUUUACACAAAGUCACGAUUUGAAAGUACACAUGAGAACACACACUGGUGAAAAACCUUUUUCCUGUUCAACCUGUGAUAAAGGUUUUACACAAAGUCAGAGUUUGAAAGUACACAUGAGAAGACACACUGGUGAAAAAACUUUUGUUUGUUCAAUCUGUGGUAAAGGUUUUACAGAAAGUCAGAGUUUGAAAAGACACAUGAGAAUACACACUGGUGAAAAACCUUUUUCCUGUUCAAUCUGUGGUAAAGGUUUUACAAAAAGUCAGAGUUUGAAAGUACACAUAAGAAGACACACUGAUGAAAAACCUUUUGUUUGUUCAAUCUGUGGUAAUGGUUUUACUAGCAGUCAAUGUUUGAAAAGACACACAAGAACACACACUGGUGAAAAACCUUUUCCCUGUUCAAUUUGUGGUAAAAGUUUUAGAGAAAGUCGCAAUUUGAAAGUACACACGAGAACACACGCUGGUGAAAAACCUUUUUCCUGUUCAAUUUGUGGUAAAGGUUUUACACAAAGUCAACAUUUGAAAGUACACAUGAGAGCACACACUGGUGAAAAACCUUUUUCCUGUUCAACCUGUGGUAAAGGUUUUACUGCAAGUCAGAGUUUGAAAACACACGCGAGAACACACACUGGUAAAAAAUCACAUUCCUGUUCAAUCUGCAACAGAAGCUUUUGUGACCGAUCAAGCCUUGUAGCACACAUGAGAAGACACCCAGGAGAGAAAGUGUUGAGUUGCAGUGUGUGUGGUGAAAGAUUGUCUUCUAAGUACCAGUGUAAGAAACACAAGUGUGCUGGUGAGAACAGCAGCAGCAAAUGAAACUGCAGGAUUUGAAAUAAACUGUCCAGACUUUCAUUUUGACUCAGUAGAAGCAUUUAAGUCUCACCUUAAAACUCAUUUGUAUACUCUAGCCUUUAAAUAGACUCCCUUUUUAGACCAGUUGAUCUGCCGUUUCUUUUCUUUUUCUUCUAUGUCCCACUCUCCCGUGUGGAGGGGGUCCGGUCCGAUCCGGUGGCCAUGUACUGCUCGCCUGUGUAUCGGCUGGGGACAUCUCUGCGCUGCUGGUCCGCCUCCGCUUGGGAUGGUUUCCUGCUGGCUCCGCUGUGAACGGGACUCUCGCUGCUGUGUCUUGGAUCCUCUUUGGACUGGACUCUCGCGACUGUGUUGGAUCCAUUGUGGAUUGAACUUUCACAGUAUCAUGUUAGAUCCGCUCGACAUCCAUUGCUUUCCUCCUCUCUAAGGUUCUCAUAGUCAUCAUUGUCACCGACGUCCCACUGGGUCAUUAUUGUCACCGAUGUCCCACAGGGUGUGAGUUUUCCUACCGAGGAUGUCGUGGUGGUUUGUGCAGCCCUUUGAGACACUAGUGAUUUAGGGCUAUAUAAGUAAACAUUGAUUGAUUGAUUGAUUGACUUUCUAACAACAUCAGCACAUAUAACAUGUGUGACAUUGUUGUUUGUCUAACAAUCUGUGUAAUAUGCUUCUACAUUUAUAGAUUAGAUAUUUUAUAUUAAUUCUUUUUUCAGUCAAGCACAUGCAUUAAUAUGCAUUAUUGUAUACUUUUAUUAAAAAAUGGACAGAACAAUUUAAGUAAAAAGGUGGGAGGCUACGCUGGAUAGUCGAACCUCGGAUUCAGGAGGAACAGUGUGGUUUUCGUCCUGGUCGUGGAACUGUGGACCAGCUCUAUACUCUCGGCAGGGUUCUUGAGGGUGCAUGGGAGGUUGCCCAACCAGUCUACAUGUGCUUUGUGGACUUGGAGAAGGCAUUCAACCGUGUCCCUCGGCAAGUCCUGUGGGGAGUGCUCAGAGAGUAUGGGGUAUCGGACUGUCUUAUUGUGGCGGUCCGUUCCCUGUACGAUCAGUGCCAGAGCUUAGUUCGCAUUGCCGGCACUAAGUCGAACACAUUUCCAGUGAGGGUUGGACUCCGCCAAGGCUGUCCUUUGUCACCCAUUCUGUUCAUAACUUUUAUGGACAGAAUUUCUAGGCGCAGUCAAGGCGUUGAGGGGUUCCGGUUUGGUGACCGCAGGAUUAGGUCUCUGCUUUUUGCAGAUGAUGUAGUCCUGAUGGCUUCAUCUGACCGGGAUCUUCAGCUCUCGCUGGAUUGGUUCGCAGCCGAGUGUGAAGCGACCGGAAUGAGAAUCAGCACCUCCAAGUCCGAGUCCAUGAUUCUCGCCCGGAAAAGGGUGGAAUGGGGAGGAGACCCUGCCCCAAGUGGAGGAGUUCAAGUACCUAGGAGUCUUGUUCACGAGUGAGGGAAGAGUGGAUGGUGAGAUCGACAGGCGGAUCGGUGCGGCGUCUUCAGUAAUGCGGACGUUGUACCGAUCUGUUGUGGUAAAGAAGGAGCUGAGCCGGAAGGCAAAGCUCUCAAUUUACCGGUCGAUCUACGUUCCCAUCCUCACCUAUGGUCAUGAACUUUGGGUCAUGACCGAAAGGAUAAGAUCACGGGUACAAGCGGCCCAAAUGAGUUUCCUCCGCCGUGUGGCGGGUCUCUCCCUUAGAGAUAGGGUGAGAAGCUCUGCCAUCCGGGAGGAACUCAAAGUAAAGCCGCUGCUCCUUCACAUGGAGAGGAGUCAGAUGAGGUGUUUCGGGCAUCUGGUCAGGAUGCCACCCGAACGCCUCCCUAGGGAGGUGUUUAGGGCACGUCCAGCUAGUAGGAGGCCACGGGGAAGACCCAGGACACGUUGGGAAGACUAUGUCUCCCGGCUGGCCUGGGAGUGCCUCGGGAUCCCCCGGAAAGAGCUAGACGAAGUGGCUGGGGAGAGGGAAGUCUGGGUUUCCCUGCUUAGGCUGUUGCCCCCGCGACCCGACCUCGGAUAAGCGGAAGAUGAUGGAUGGAUGGAUGGAUGGAUGGAUGGUGGGAGUAAAUAGUACGGGAAAUGUUUUACAUGCAAUAAACAUUUUAUGUGUGUGUGAUAUAUACAUAUAUAUAUAUAUAUUCAUCAUAUAAUUUCAGACUUAUUCAUAUGAAAUAUGAAAGUUUUACAUAUUUGUAUUUGUAAUUGUUAAUAAUCCCAUAGAUUAGCACCUAUAUAUGAUAUACAUAUAUACUGGUUCACAUCUGAAACAUCUUCUGGACCACUUCAGGAAGCAUAUUAUUAUUUACUUUAUACAUCAUUUCAACAGUUGUCUUAUAUACAAUUUUAAAAUGUGUGACUUUUUUAAUCAUCUAUGGGUCUCUUUAAUCUAUUUUAUUCAUUAUAUGUAUUUCUCUGUAUUAUGAUGAUUGUGUUGUGAUUGUUUUAUAUGUAUGUCCCCAGACCUUUAUGCAGUAUAAAAGUGAGAGAAAAUGGCAGAUUUAUUCGUGGAAGGAUGGCUAAGUUUUUACAUUUGUGGAUACAUCAAAUAAAUCCAGUAUUGUGUUUUAAA
Nerophis ophidion (straightnose pipefish) is the source of this 4611-nucleotide messenger RNA. Its product is annotated as zinc finger protein OZF-like. Gene Ontology annotation, biological process: regulation of transcription by RNA polymerase II. The record is from RefSeq and is a predicted model, not a curated record. NCBI's taxonomy places the organism in Eukaryota, Metazoa, Chordata, Actinopteri, Syngnathiformes, Syngnathidae. Bases 314 to 2068 code for a protein of 584 amino acids. The transcript has 3 exons. Gene Ontology annotation, molecular function: RNA polymerase II cis-regulatory region sequence-specific DNA binding; DNA-binding transcription factor activity.